Sycon ciliatum is the source of this 3666-nucleotide messenger RNA. RefSeq lists its product as uncharacterized. The record is from RefSeq and is a predicted model, not a curated record. Lineage: Eukaryota; Metazoa; Porifera; Calcarea; Leucosolenida; Sycettidae. The transcript has 10 exons. The coding region runs from base 379 to 2919 and encodes 846 amino acids.
AGGUUGAGAUACUGAUGAUAGCGUGGAUGAAAAGUCGAAAAAGUUUCCAUUGAAACUAUUUAUCCUAAGUGUUCCAGGUCCACCGGUUUGAGAAUAUCCCGCUCUAUCUUUAUCCACCUAUCAACUCUGCUAGAGUUUAAAAUUUGAAGGUACUGCUACGAAGCCGAUAAGUCGGACACAUUCGCACUGCUGAACGAUUGGAAGGGUAGAUAAGAUCGUAUCGCGGUAUCGUCCAAACUACCCAGUUUGAAAAGCGGAUAGAAUCAUCCAGGCUUGCCAGAUCUCCACAGGGUGCAGGACUGGCGGUACUACGCCGGGCCUCGUAAGACGAGUGGCGACGCUAACGGAAUCACCUACAUCUGUUGGCUCAGGACAAGCAUGAUGAAGACCUUCAGUAUUCUCACGCACCUCGCGAUUUUAGCAGUGUUUGUAAGCCAAGCUCUCUCGAUGUCAGUCAGAUCGGCCACAGUUGAGGCCGAUGGAGCCACAAACUCGACCGAGUUGCGCCACCAGAAGUUUGUCAAGUCGCAAAAAUGUCGCUACUUCCUGUACGAGGAGAAGACGCCGUCGUGCCAGGACAACAUGUGCACGGUGGAUCGGUCACUCUUUCAAGAGCAAGGGAACUUUGACGAUGUCCUGGAGGAUGACUCUGUAUGCCUGAUCACGGCAGCCACAGGGACUACAGAUCUCCACCUGUUCUGUCCGAACAUACACGCGGACAAGCUGUUGGGAGUACCCUGCGCGACAUCGAACCCACACGACAAGGACGAGUGGUAUGUUCAGGUAGCGGGUGGUGGAUACGAGGCACUAAAUCUGAUAAAGGAUGCUGGACCAGAGUUCGUGUAUGCUGCGGCGUGGAAUGACUUUAGCUACUGCAGCUGUGACGUCGGUGACAGUGGGCUGAAACCAUUCAACGACGCGUAUUUCAACAAAUGCAGCCGCUCUCUGCAUAUACAUGUCCUAAACGAAACCACCGCCGGUCGAUAUCGUUGCCAGUAUUAUCACCCGGACGGGCGACCGGCCGGAUUUCAGGAUUUUAUUGUUGAACUCGCUCCCAACAAGUGUAAAAUGUGCGACGACAGGUCCUCCUGUAAGCAAAUCGCUAUGCCCCGGAACCAGCCAAUGCCCCUUCCGACCCCGUCGAAUGGGAAGUACAAUGGCAAUGGAUUCACAUCGGACACAUCGUACUCAGUGAAGCUUGGUGAGGCGUUCUGCGUGCAGGCAACAUCAGACGAUGUGCCGUUCAGCCCCACCUGGGAUUACGCCAUUGCUGCGACUGACCACAAGCCCGUCAGGCUGAUGGCACCGAAGCUGAAAAACAACAGAGUGAACAUGCAGCCGUACGCGUCCGUAUAUGGCGACAACAGCAACUGCUUGGUAAUGGAGACGAUGACGUAUGGCCUGCCGGGUGACUACAUGAUCCGGUACCAGGAUGCUACCAUGACCGACCCUCCGGCGCUGGUGUUCCGACUCGCUGUGGACGAAUCCCCCGCCUCGCCGUGGAACACUGUCCAGACGGCUGCCAUCGGAUCAGUCGCCGGUAUUGGAUUCCUCCUACUUCUAGUCCUAGUCGUGUAUUCUCUCUUGCUCUGCAAGCGUACAUGUAGGCGUACAUGUACGCGUAGGCGUAGGCCUGAUGACCCGCGGCCGCCAGAGGAGGCUAGGCCACUGAUUGAUGAUGGAGUACAUGGGGGAUCAGCCCAGGCGCGUGCAUUGCGAGGGACAGGUGCCAUUCCUAGCCCAGGAGCAGACGAUGGCAGUCCUUGCAGGAGUGAACCUAACAGCGCAAGAAGCAGUCGAGCCAGUAGCACCGCGGGUAACGCCAUUGCCAGCUUCUCCAACGACAUCGGUGUCGAGGACCCCCGUCUCAACCAGAGCGGAACACACGUGACGGGAGAAAGACAAGGUCAGCCUGGUCGGCGGCAAGUCACCGCUCCACUGCCGGGCGGAAACAACCGUACUCGGCCACGUACCCCUAAAUCACACGCCGACGAGACCGACCCCUUGCUUGCUCAGGGGAAGAGGACAACAUCACAUGGACCCACUAUAGCAGUGUCAUUAGAAACGGCCUUCAACUCGCCGGUCGAAGAUGUCAUGCUGGGUACAGCCAAUACUGUAGAGGACACGAGGGGGCUUAAGCAGGGACAGCCGAUAUCUCACAACUCUGCAGCUGGUACUCCACCCAUCAAGGUCAUUCACCCUAACCGUCGCAGCCUUCAGUCACAGCUCGAUGAGGGCGAUACCGGCAGCAGCAGGACAGGAUCAGUCGCAAACAAUGAAUCACCCAUCCCUCAGAGAUCCCAUCGGCAGCGAGCUCUAGCUAAAGCAGGAAGUCGCAGCUCCCUGGAACGGUCAGGGGAUGGAUCAGUCACACCAAUCCCCGACAUCAUGGAUGGCAGCAGCAGAUCAGGUUCAGACGCAAGCCAGUACAAAGCCGCACGGACUCGCAACAAGUCGCAAUCUCCCCCGAGAGGAAAACUCCAGAAGGGUCGUCAACAAACUCCUGAUGCCGAUGAUAGCACUGAAGAAACGCAACUACUUGGACGUCCUCUGUCGCCGGAACGAAGAUCAAAAAGCCCCACAAUCCCCGAGGAGACAAAUACCUCGGAGGUGGGAGCAGCGCUUGCUGCAGCAGCAGCUGACUCCAUCUGCAGGAACAUCAUCGAUGUCGGGCCCAGGCUGCCGCAGACCAGCAGCUCCUCCAGCAUUCCCAGCAUGGUGGAGGAGACCGGCAGAAGCCAGAAACCGUCGGAAUGGUCCCCGCGCCCGAACAACGGCAAACACUACAACCGCCUACGGGAUGAAGAGAGUGACAACGACUCCAAUGCGGUCACAAACAGGGACAGCACGAAAAAGAUCACAAAACAUCCGCCUGGAGACGGAGGCAACCGGCGGUCUAGGUCAACACCUCCAUUCUGACACUGUAAUCUCUUUUGCAGUUUGGCAGCAACUGGGAGCGCACUUAGUCAUGGAUCAUGAACACUAGCGGAAGAGCAGCGUUCGAAAUAUUCGAGUACAUUUCCGAGACUCCAUCAUCCUUUUGUUUCUUGUUUAGGCCCGCGUGCAGAGAAUUCAUAGUGAGUUUAGAAUUCAGUAGUGAAUGGCAAAUGUCUGAGGAUUGCUGCAAUUCGUGAAACUUGAAAUUACAGCUACACAACCUUUCGCUUCCGUCUGUGUAUGUGUAUCGUCCUAUUUAUCAUCUUAUUGUAUUCUUCCAAACUCUAGUGAUCAUGAUAAUAACAAUCAUAUGUCUAGAGUCAUUAAGCUUUACAAAUCUUGUUUAUUUCAGUCGGGUAAGCUGGACGGAUGCGUGAAACGUCUCAUUAAUUUCUUUGCCGUCCGCGUGAUUGCUGGCUGAUCACGCGCCAUGUGAUUACCGAUCGUACAUUGAUCUGGACCAUUUUUCUUUUGUCCGCGUCAAGUAUUUUAUAACAUUUUUUUAAGAAUAAGGAGAAUAUCUACAAAAGGAGAUUUUGUAUGCCUGGUGUUACGUGUAUCUUUGACAGGCAAAGAGCUACUGUGAGUUUUAAAAGCAGUUUAAAAACUGUUGUAUAUGCCAGCAUUGCUUGGCGUAAGUUAUUGGUGAUAACAAGUAUGACUAUGACUGUGGUCUUCGAGAAAUGAGAUAAUGAGAUGAUUUUUUCCCUUCUUUAGCGAUCCAAGUGA